This is a messenger RNA of Lepisosteus oculatus (spotted gar), 1487 nucleotides long. RefSeq lists its product as uncharacterized. Gene Ontology annotation, biological process: B cell receptor signaling pathway; B cell differentiation. Gene Ontology annotation, cellular component: B cell receptor complex; external side of plasma membrane. Lineage: Eukaryota; Metazoa; Chordata; Actinopteri; Semionotiformes; Lepisosteidae. The record is from RefSeq and is a predicted model, not a curated record.
AACAAGGUCAUUUUUCUCAUGGUUUCACAGAGCUAAUUUUCGCAGUUAUGAGGAACAGCCAAUUUGAUAAGCCCUUAUUUUGGAUUAUUUCACACCUGUUCCUCUUUCACAUCAACGCUUCAGGCUAUUCUCUGAUAGUGACGCAGAAUCCCACUGAAGUCGACAUUCACCUGAAGACCUCUGUCUCAUUGUCAUGCCAAUGGACAACUAAUUCUUCAGCACAGAAAGUCAGAGUAAUCUGGUAUAAGACUGAUCAACCCGCCAAUGAAUUACAAACAGUCGUGUUAAAUGGUACUGAACGGACCAACACUUUCAGCUUGAAAAUAUCCAGGUCAAAUGACUCUGGAGUUUAUAUAUGCAAAGUGAUAGUAGAAAUCCCACUUUUUCUGCAACAGCAAGGAAAUGGAACCCAAGUUUUUGUGUAUGGUUAUAACUCGACAAUGGACGCAGGCCUCUCAUGGAAGGUCCUGACAGCAGCAUGUGCAGGAGGGGCAGCAGUGCUCCUAAUUUUAGCAGCGGGCUGUUUAGCCUUAAGAAGAACCUUGAAACAGGAAAAAAAGGAAGAACCGUCAGUCCCCAUUUAUAUGAACUCUACACAAGGUUUUCAGAAGAAACAAAUGAGUUCAGACAAUAAAUGGAAAAAAAUGAAUGAAGAUCAUGGUCCAGAAAACACAACCGUGUCCAAAACAUUGCCGGAUUCCUAUAGCAAUCAAUUCAUUCGUGUGGACUGCGAAGACAUUUUUGCAGUGCAGCGUAAGAUGAAAAAUAAAAGAGCUAAUUUUUUCAUGGGUAAUGCUAACUCCUCCUUGAACACAGAGGGUAAAUUUCAAAGAAAGAGAAGCCUGCACAUAUAUAUAAACAGCAGAGAUCUGAGGAAGCAGACUCAACAGCCCGUAGGAGACAAUCUUGCUCACAAGAUUUGUGACCCUGUCAAAAAUCACAAAAACAAAAUGGUCAAGUCCGGAGACAACUGUGAAGAUGUGUAAUACAUUUAUUAAACAAAACAUGUUAGUCUGAUAUUAACAUCUUAGUAAAUUAAUGUCUUGAUAAUGUUUUGAUAAUGUUACAAUAUUUUCAGUCAGGAACUUGCACUGGCAUUCACUAGUAUUUAGGUUAAAAUGUUAACCAAAUAAUUGAUCCUUUCACAGAUUAAUGUCUGUGAAAGGAUAUUGCUAAUUCCUGUUCUGGACAGAAAAGAAACAUUAUGUACAGUAAUUAUAUGGCUUUGCUGUUAAUUGUUACUUAUGGUAAAGCAUUAUAUAUGUGUGAAGCCUUAUAAAUAAAAUGUUUUAUUUUAAUGUUGUUUUUAUUUAAAGAAAGCACCUCAAUCUCUACAAAUUAAUCAAUGCCAUGGAUUGCAUCAAAUAUACCAAGAUUUAUUUUCUCAGGAGUAUGUGCAAAUGAAUGUAUAUCCAUAAAUGUAUAUCAUGCUCCAGAUUCUUGUAUUUGUUUGGAAUUUUAUAUAAAUAAAUCAAUUUUUAAAAUUA